AUGGGUGGCAGCCGUCGGGGCACGACAGCUGUAGGUAGCCACGAGAUGCGACGCGCUGAUCGGCUUCGGGUGCAGGCGACUCCAUCGUUAAACCACCAAACAGAUUGUACCCGCGAGGUCGCCUCGUUCAACAACACCCAAGCGAGCAACAGCAUCACCACCAUCGACGCAGACGUCGGCGACGACGCAGUGUACAUCAUGCCUCUUCCACGUGGCCCCGCUUCGCCACUGGUGCGCUCGUUGGCAGACGCUCACGAUGCUCGACCUAUACUUCCACGUCAAGCCUCGUCAGCCACCUCUUCUUCCACAAGGCCGUCUUCCGCUUCUGCAUCGACAUCCGCAUCCGCAUCCGCAUCCGUAUCGUUCAACACCGCUUCCUCCUCAUCACCGUCCUCAGCCUCUUCGUCUUCCAGCUCGUACUUGCCGUCAGCGUCCUCUUCACUGGGUUCCAAUGGUGAUGGACUGAGCUCGCCCGCUUCUGCCAACCUCAACAGCACGCGCAUCGUCCUCGGUCGUGGCUUCUCCAACGGUCAACUCACCUACACCGUACCCAUCAGCGCCGCAAAUCAGCAGGUCAACGCCCAGCUCGACACGGGCAGCGGCGACCUCUGGCUCGCAAAUCAGGAUUGCGACUCGGAUUCGUGCAAAGGACACCAAGGCCUCACCGUCACCAAAUUCAACGACCACCUCGAUACCGUGGUAGAUCAAGACACCCCGUUCAACAUCAGCUACCUCCUCGGCUCCGCCUCUGGCCAGGUAAAGACCACGUCGAUGCUCUUUGGCGAUCCCAUCACCUCGCGCCUCAUCAUCAAUUCGCAGGCGUUUGGCUCGUGCAGCCAGGUCGCCAACGAGGACAUGGACUCGGGCGACUAUUCCGGCAUCAUCGGCUUGGGUCCUCCCGCCAACAGUCUCAUCCAGGCCGACCUCAACGCCACCAGCAACACCGCCUCGCUCAACGUCAACGUGCGCCCACCCCAGACCGGUGCCGUCCUUGCAGGCUUUUGGAACGGCGCACGUCCCGGUCGCAGAUUCAUGGGUAUCGGCAUGCAGCGCCUCGAGGAGGACGGCGGCAAGGGCGACAGCGUGCUCACCAUCGGCAACCACGAUCCAGCCUACGCCGGCAGCACCAAUCCCACCAUCAACUACACCAGCGCCAUCGGCGAUGCCGACGGCGUCGUGCGUCACUGGCGUCUUCCCCUCACCGGGAUCACCGUUGAACUGCAACACGGCGUCACCGAAUCCAUCCCCUUUGGUACGUCCAGCGUCGUUGCCGGCUCCAAUCCCAUCGCCGUGUUUGCUUCGGGCGCCAGCGUCAAUCUGGGUCCAGAGAGUACGCUCAACGCCCUCUACGGCGCUUGGGGCAUCGGUCCCGCCUCGGAUGGCGGCUACUACGUACCCUGCAAUCUUCAGUUGAACAUCACGCUUGGUCUCGGCGGCACCUCGAUCCCCAUCCAUCCACUCGACGCCAGUCUCGAGCUCGGAUCGGGCAACGGCCCCUCUGGCGACGGCACCAUGUGUCUCGGCUCGUUCCAAGCGCUCCGCUCGCUCUCGGGCUCAUCCAAUGGCGCCAACUUGAACGCAAGCUUCCUCCCCGCCGACUUUGUGCUCUCGCCCGCCUUUAUGCGAAGCGCCUACACCGUGUUUUCGUGCGACGGCGGGCUCAACACCACCCAGGCGCAGGCCGCCAACAUGACGGUCACCAGCCCGUGCGAGGCGUCCAUCGGUCUGCGUCCGCUCGUCAACAUGACCGCCGCCACCCAGCAGUUCACCGCGGUGCGCAUCAAGAAGCAGACGCUCGGCCAGUCCGGUGUCCACGGAAGCCCUGCCGGCUCGGGCUCGGGCAACUCCAAGGGCCUCUCGGAGGGCAUCAAGGUGGUCAUUGGCUGUGUCUGCGCCAUCGUCGUCAUCGGCGUGCUCUUUGGUGUCGCGCUCUGGCGUCUGCGUCGCCGACGCCGUCGCAUUGCGGCUGCCCGCGCCGCGCUCCUCGCCGCUCAAGCCGAAAAGUCCGGAGGCGGGGCAGGCGUGGGCACCGCCUCGAGCGGCACCCACCACGGUCACGCCAAGAAACAGAGCAAUCCCUACAGCGUCAUGAAGAUCGACGGCGUCAACGUGCCCAUGGAGCUACUUGGCAAGGACGACGACAGCAGCAGUCAGGUGGCUCUCUCGCCCGCUCAGCGUGCCAAGGCGCGCCAGCUGCACCACAUACAUGGCGUGUUCGACGACGAUAUGCACGACGACGAGCUCGGUCGCGGUGAGGAUCCUCGAUGGGGCGAGGAGGUCCCCGUCCAUCCGACAAAUCUGCACGCAGCCGGUCUCGUCAGCUGGGAUGUCUCGUCGACGGGCUACGUCGAUGCACGCCAAGUCAAGAAUGCCUACCUCGCAUCGCUCACCGCCGAAGAGCGCAAGGCGUUCCUGGAUGCCUCGGCCCAACGCCAGGCGCAGUCGGACUCGGCCCGCAGCAUGUCCCAGCAACCCGAGUCGAACGUGCAACAGCACACACAGACGCAAUCGCAGCACGACGCACAGCAACAAUACCCAAACCGCGACAGCACGCGCUCCGCCUCGGACGCACCCCUGCUGCAGCAUGACGAGCUGCGUUGA
Messenger RNA from Pseudozyma hubeiensis SY62, 2601 nucleotides. RefSeq names its product endopeptidase. Gene Ontology annotation, biological process: proteolysis. Gene Ontology annotation, molecular function: aspartic-type endopeptidase activity. Lineage: Eukaryota; Fungi; Basidiomycota; Ustilaginomycetes; Ustilaginales; Ustilaginaceae. The coding region runs from base 1 to 2601 and encodes 866 amino acids. The record is from RefSeq and is a predicted model, not a curated record. The transcript is spliced from 2 exons.